Messenger RNA from Rubroshorea leprosula, 1361 nucleotides. NCBI's taxonomy places the organism in Eukaryota, Viridiplantae, Streptophyta, Magnoliopsida, Malvales, Dipterocarpaceae. The record is from the annotation of a GenBank genome assembly.
AAAGAUCACAACUUCACCAAGAACAGAAGCAGAAGCUUUUAUACAAUGGAAGAACAGCUUAUCUUUUUCACCACCUUCUCUGAAUUCAUGGUCCACCAAUAGUAUUGGCAAUCUCUACAACUGGACUUCUAUCACCCGUGAUAGCUCCACUGGAAUGGUUUCUCAAAUCAACCUCAGCAAUGCAAACAUCACCGGAUCACUAGCCCAGUUCAACUUCACCUUAUUUUCCACUCUAACCCACUUCGACCUGCAUAAUAACAAUCUUGUUGGAUCAAUACCACCAGCCAUUGGUAGCCUAUCCAAGCUCACUCACCUGGACUUAAGCAACAACAAUUUGAUAAAUAUUGUGCUUGUGGAGAUGGGGCAAUUGACAGAGCUUCAGUAUGUCAACCUGUUUAACAAUAGUCUUAAUGGUAGCAUCCUUUAUCAAGUAAGUUAUCUUCAAAAGGUAUGGUACUUAGACCUUGGAUGGAAUUACUUAACAGAUCUUGAUUGGUCCAAGUUCUUAGAUAUGCCUUUGUUAAUUCAUCUUGGAUUUUCAAAUGAUGCCUUAAAAUUAGUUUUCCCUCCUUUCAUCACCAAUUGUCGGAAUCUUACUUUUCUAGACUUGUCAAUCAAUUCCUUAAUUGGCACAAUACCAGAAUCAGUGUUCACCAAUUUAGUUAAGCUUGAGGCUUUCAAUCUUAAUCAUAAUUCAUUUGAGGGUCCACUGCCAUCAAACAUUUCCAAGCUUUCUAAGCUUGUAUCUCUUCAACUAGGAGCCAACAAAUUCAGUGGUCCAAUUCCUGAGAGUCUAAGUCUUUUGUCUAAGCUUGAAAUUCUUGAAUUGUUUGAAAAUCCUAUAAGAGGUAUCAUUCCCUCUUCUUUUGGUAAGCUAAAGAAACUCAAGAAGCUUGAUCUUCACUCCAAUUCCUUCAAAUCUACCAUCUCUUCUGAGCUUGGUUCAUGUACCAAUCUCACCUUUUUGGCUUUAGCCAAGAAUCAACUCACUGGUCAACUACCUCUAUCCUUCUCCAAUCUGGUUAGAAUCUCUGAGUUAGGUCUUUCCAAUAAUUUUCUUUCUGGUCAAAUCCUUCCUUUUCUUAUUGGCAAUUGGACCCAAUUGAUCUUAUUGCAGCUUCAAAACAAUAAUUUUAAAGGUAAGAUUCCAUCUGAAAUUGGCUUACUAACAAAGCUAAGGAUUCUCUAUUUGUUUAACAACAUGCUUUCAAACUCCAUUCCUUCAAAGAUUGGGAAUUUGAAAAAUGUUGUAGAAUUAGACCUUUCAGGAAACCAACUUUCUGGAUCAAUUCCUUAACUCUAUGGAGUCUCACAAGGCUUCAAAAGUUGCAGCUGUUCUCUAAUAAUCUCAAUGGCACAAU